AUGGACUUCAUCAACAAGGCCGCCGAGAGCUUCAGCGGAAACAACGACAGCAAUGACAGCAAGGACAGCAACAAGUCUAGCGGCGGUGGCGGCUUCAUGGACAAGCUCAACAACGCCGCCGGCGGUGGUGCCCAGGGCGAGAAGAACGAGGAUGGCCUCGACAAGGCCAUCGACAUGUUUCAGGAGAAGGUCAUGAAGUCGGGCGCUCAGGACAACGAGUCUGCCGCCGAGCAGGCCAAGGACGAGAUGAUUGCCGACGCCAUCCGCAACAAGUACAAGGAGGCUACCGGAAACGAGUUCCCCAUCGAGGACAAGAAGAAGUCGUACGGCCUCUAA
This is a messenger RNA of Geosmithia morbida, 336 nucleotides long. RefSeq lists its product as uncharacterized. The record is from RefSeq and is a predicted model, not a curated record. Lineage: Eukaryota; Fungi; Ascomycota; Sordariomycetes; Hypocreales; Bionectriaceae. The transcript has 2 exons. Bases 1 to 336 code for a protein of 111 amino acids.